Corapipo altera (White-ruffed manakin) is the source of this 1011-nucleotide messenger RNA. Its product is annotated as maestro heat-like repeat-containing protein family member 6. Gene Ontology annotation, cellular component: cytoplasm. The record is from RefSeq and is a predicted model, not a curated record. NCBI's taxonomy places the organism in Eukaryota, Metazoa, Chordata, Aves, Passeriformes, Pipridae. Bases 54 to 677 code for a protein of 207 amino acids. The transcript is spliced from 6 exons.
UGUAUGAAAGCCUCCUGGAGCUACUGCAGGAUGCAGACAGAGAUGCGGUUGAGAUGACCCUCUCUGCAUUCAUCAAUGUGCUGGACUUGAAAAUCAUCCAAAUAUCCAACCCCACUGCCCUGAAGUUGCUUGAGGCACUGCAACCACUCUUUGACAACGAGCACAGCCAGCUGCAGCAGCUCUCCAUGCUCCUCUUCCGGGAGGUGAUGGAGGCAACAGAGAGGAGCAAGAGCCUAAAGCCACACGUGUACCUGAGGCUGGUGCCAUUCUACUUCAACUGGCACGAUGAGAACCAGCGUGUGGCAGAGGCCUCUCGGAGAGCACUGUUUGGUGCAGCCAGGUUCCUGAAGUGGAGGGACCUUGAGCACUUGGUGACCAUGGAGCAGCCGUGGAGGUUUCCUGAGUGCCUGCUGGAAAAGGACAGGAGCCGAGUGGGCCAGUACGUGCGCCAGGCCCUGCCGUACCUGCAGAGCCCAGAGGAGCCCCUGCGAAAGCUGGCCAUCAAGUUUCUGGGGAUCGCCGCCAGGUCCAUGAAGCAGGAGCAGCCAGAGCUGCAGCUCAUCUGCCAAGCCCUUCAAAGCAUGACUGAUGACAGCCCUGCCGUCUCAAACCUGGCACGUGAAACGCUCCACGCCAUCAGAGCUGUACGGAGAACUCCAUUCUUCCCAUUCUGGUAGUCUCCGUUGCUGCCUCUUCCAGCCAAUACAUGUGUGACAGAUGGCAUCAGACUCGCCAUGGCAGGCCUGGCAAUUCAACACUGCUAUGUGCUGAGAGCUCUACAGACGGCUCCCUACUGCAGACUCCAGCAGCUCCAAGACUGGCUGUGCAGGGCGUGGCAGGCCCAGCCUUUUCCACAGGGCAGUGUCUGCCUGUGCUGCUGCAGCUCUGUGGAGAACUGAUGCAGGAAGCUCCAUCUCCUGGGGCCACCUGAGCCUGUGGGGAAGAUGCCUCUUCCCUGCAAGCACCUCCUUUGAGCUCAGCAUAGGAAUACAACCAACAUAUUAUCACACA